Molecule: messenger RNA, 2555 nt
Organism: Oryzias latipes (Japanese medaka)
Lineage: Eukaryota; Metazoa; Chordata; Actinopteri; Beloniformes; Adrianichthyidae
Gene: kcnk10b
Product: potassium channel, subfamily K, member 10b
Biological process (GO): potassium ion transmembrane transport; stabilization of membrane potential
Cellular component (GO): plasma membrane
Molecular function (GO): outward rectifier potassium channel activity; potassium ion leak channel activity
Source: RefSeq, a predicted model, not a curated record
AGUCGUGAAUUGAAAUGGACUCAUGUGGGAAAUGUGGGCGAUACAGAGUUGGAUACUCGGUUGUAAAAAAAAAGAGCAGGUGCAGUCGUCGCAGGGCAUGGAAGGGAGGAGAGCAUCCUUUCUUGUUCUUCGCGCUGCGAUUACGCGUGCGUAAAAAGACGCGGUUUGGACUGGACUCACCCUGCUAGCUCUCUUGGACCGAACCACUGUGUGAUAGUGACAUGAAAUAUGGUUUGGACCCGAAGGGGUGCGACAGUUCAGUUAAAGGCGUCUCAAGUAGCGUUUGUCAAGUGGUACAGCGGCUGCAAGGGAGGCGGAGGGGAGGACAAAAAGGAGGGGAGGUCUCCUACAAGGAGAGACAAUGCGGCUCCGCUAUGCGUGUAUAUGUCUGUAGACUAUUAUUUGAGCCAGUUUUCACGAAACAUAAGAAGCACAAGAUGCAGAGAAAGGAGGUGUCGUGAUUUCUUCAUUUCCCUCCUCAAAUUCUACUUUCGGCUCUAACAGAUUUUUACUUCAAGCGUUACGACUGAGAACGAAACGAAAGCAGAUAUGAAAUUUCCAGUAGAAAACCCGACUAAACAAGUUAACUGGGACCCAGAACAAGUGGCGGUCCAGACCAACUUGGUCCCUCCAAAAAAGGCCCAGCCUGGCAUGGUCAAGUCCACCCUGGUCCAGGCUAGUGUGGCCACCAUGCAGAACCCCAUGGGCUGCGACCCGAAGACCAACGGCCACUGUCAGCUUCCACGCCUCUCCAUCUCCUCGCGUUCCACCAGCGUGGUGGCCAGUUUGGACGCCAACAGCGACGGCUCUGUUGCUUCGCUGCACUCUGUGAUGAAGUGGAAAACGGUGCUGGCCGUCUUCAUUGUGGUUGUUCUUUACCUGAUUUGUGGAGCGCUGGCCUUCAAGGCUCUGGAACAGCCGUUUGAGACAAACCAAAAGACCAGCCUCACUCUGCAGAAGGCGUCUUUUCUGGAGAGGCAUCCAUGUGUCUCCCCUGAUGAGCUAAACACCAUCAUUGAGCAUGCCAUGGAUGCUGUCAGUCCAGGAUUGAGACCUCUGGAUACCACCUACAACUCCAGUUUCUGGGAUCUCAGCAGCGCCUUCUUCUUUGCCGGAACUGUCAUUACAACCAUAGGUUAUGGUAACAUUGCUCCAAGUACCCAAGGUGGGAAAAUCUUCUGCAUCUUUUAUGCCAUAUUUGGCAUCCCUCUCUUUGGCUUCCUGUUGGCGGGGAUUGGAGACCAGCUGGGGACCAUCUUUGUUAAAAGCAUUUUGAAAGUGGAAAAAAGGUUUAGGCAAAAACACAAACAGAUCAGCCAAACGAAGAUUAGAGUGACGUCGGCCAUCCUGUUCAUCCUGGCUGGCUGCAUAGUCUUUGUCACCAUCCCUGCUGUCAUCUUUAAAUACAUUGAGGACUGGAGCACGCUGGACGCCAUCUACUUUGUUGUGAUCACUCUCACAACAGUGGGAAUAGGAGAUUAUGUGGCAGGUGGAAACAGGAAGAUCGACUAUAAAAACUGGUACAAGCCUCUGGUGUGGUUCUGGAUCCUUGUGGGUUUGGCAUACUUUGCAGCUGUUCUCAGCAUGAUUGGAGACUGGCUUCGAAUGCUUUCUAAGAAGACCAAAGAAGAGGUUGGUGAAUUCAAAGCUCAUGCAGCUGAGUGGAAGGCAAAUGUGCGAGCGGAGUUUCGUGAAACACGUCGCCGUCUAAGUGUCGAAAUCCACGAUAAGCUUCAGCGGGCCGCCACCAUCCGCAGUAUGGAGCGCCGCCAGCUGGGCCUGGAGCAGCGAGCCCACUCUCUGGACAUGCUGUCCCCAGAGAAACGGGCCAUGUUUGCCAGUCUGGACGCUGGCAGAUUUAAGACUUCCUCUCAGGAGAGCAUUGACACCAAACUGAACAACCUGAGGCUAAAAGGGGCCUGCGAGCCGUACGAUCAACAGGGAAGCGAGCAGACUCCACAGACAGCCUCUUCCUCAGAGGAAAAUCUCUUCAACCUACGCUUCGGAUCCCUCACCAAGCUGGCCAGACGCAAUAAGAACCGCGAGCUGCGCAGGAACAUUCCUGACGACGUCAGACGAGCAAGUGUGGGUAUAAGCAACAGUGGCGCCAUGCAGGAGGAGCAGGAGACGAGGGACGAAGAGGAUGGGGAGAUAGAGGAGGAAAACAGAGAAAGGAAAGAGGGAAACAUCAGCCUGACAAACCUGUCACAAUAUGUAAUGGAGCGCAGCAAGCUGAAUGGGUUCAUGCCAGCACAGGCACAGGUAUCGGAUGCAUGAUUGGUAAGGCUCCAGACAGGGAGAUGCCGAGACAGACAGAAUGAUGCUCAGACUGAGUCACAAGGAGAGAAGUUGAUCCGUUGGGAUGUCAAUAAAUGUGCCUUUCUGGUUCCUAUGCUCAGACUGGAACUGCUACCAGGAAAAUCAGUCAUUGUGCCAUAACUGUGGGAAGGAAACUUGUUGCCAAAUAAGACCAAAAAAAAGCAGAUCAUAAAGAGGAUGUUGGAAGGAUACCUCAUAAAUCGCUGUCAAAUGAACAGUUUCAGUCAGCUCUGUUG